AUUUUGCUCGUAGUUUGCCUUGUGGCCGUCUUACUUAAUUUAUAAUUUUCUUUAAAAUUACGUCAUUUCUUUCGUUUAAUAUACAUUAAAUUAAAUACUAUGACAUUCGUUGAAUAAUUUAUAUUAUAUCUUGGUUUUCUUAUAACCCAAUUUAAUUGUUAUUUGACUGUGCAAAAUAUUUGUAAGAAAACAAAAUAAAAACGUGAGCGACAGACGCGUUCUGUAACAUGGUCAACAUUAAAUGGUUCCCAGCAGCGCUGGGAAGCCUUGCACCAGCUCUCAUACCACCUGGACACAUUGCUGUGCUAUGGUAUUUUUGGGAUAAGUUUAAUCUGACUGUUGACAAGCAGGUCUGUUCAUGUUCCUGUUGGGAUACCGUAUUCAAAGGUCCUUAUGAAUCUGGAAUUGCAUCAUACAAACACAUGUAUUUCAAUGCCACACAAAAUUCCACAAAAAUGUGGAUCCUCACAGUAAUGGCUGUAAUUGGACUCUACGAAUGUAUCAAACAAUUGAUUUCUUUGACGAUACAAAAACAUGUACGGUAUUCAAUGAUGUUGUUGUUUGCUCUAUCAAUUUUCUCUCAUUAUUAUGCAUGGUGGAUGUGUAUAAAUUAUUAUAAUGACGAUUAUUACCGCCAAUGGAAUCAUCAAAUGUUUUUUACUAUAACUGAACUUAUAUCAACUGUGAUGAUAGUGCACCUAGCAAACAUCCAUAAUCAGGUAACUUCCAAGAAAGUACUGUGUGUUAUUGGCAUUGCUUUGUUGCACAUAGUAACAAGUAGUUUUGAUCAAUUCAUUACCAAUGUUAUUCGUGGCGAAGGAUUUGCCCAUCAAGUUAUACGAGACAUUGGAUUUAUGGUCCCUGAUUUAUUACAAGUAAUCCUUCCAUUAUGGUUAUUCCAAAAAACUCGAAGAGAAUCAUACAGAUCGCUAUAUCAUGAUCGAAUUCUUCAAAAGGAUAUAAUAGCCAUGUGUGUUAUUGUAUUUUUGUUAUUUAUUUUUUGUUCGAUGCUGUGAUCGAAUACAAAGAUCAUUCUGAUGUAAUGUGCCUAGGAAUUGUGACCUACAAUGGAUUUGAUCUUACUUAAAUGGAUUUGAAUUGUACAUCAAAUUGAAAGAAAAUUAUUACCCAUCUGACACUUUGUUGGCGGUCUAGUUAUUUUAGCUAACCCAGUAUAACUUAUCGCUUAGCGAAAACCAAAAAAAAAACUUAAUGUAAAACAAGAAUAUUACGACAAUACGUAUAAAAACUUAUUACUUUUUGUAUUAAAA
This is a messenger RNA of Episyrphus balteatus (marmalade hoverfly), 1271 nucleotides long. RefSeq lists its product as uncharacterized. The coding region runs from base 228 to 1016 and encodes 262 amino acids. The transcript has 4 exons. The record is from RefSeq and is a predicted model, not a curated record. Lineage: Eukaryota; Metazoa; Arthropoda; Insecta; Diptera; Syrphidae.